AUGUUUGGAAAAGGAAAUCUCGUCAUCAAGUCUGAGCUGAGUUGGGAAAGGUGGUGGAUUCUUGCUGCAAUCUAUGGCUGGACAGACCCCAGGCUGUCUGACGCAUUGCAUGAGUUCGAUCGGCAGUUUGGAAAGCCCGUCAAAGGCUUGGCCUACCCUGGCGCUCCACCAAAGCGCCAUGUACCAUCACUAUCAGAUGAUGAUAAUGUGCCGGUCCCGAUAACUCCUGCGCAGCCGGAUAAGCCAAAGAGGAAGAAGAAGAAGAAGAAGAAGAACCAGCGCAUCAUUGGUAACGAUUCUCUUGCGACUGCAGACAUGGCAACUUUUGGUGGCCAUCUGGCAGCACUUCCGUCAGACAUUGUUGGUGAUGCCGCCAGCGCAGCGAGUCAUGAAACAGAGUUCCAGCUGCUGGAGGGAAGAUUCACCUUUGAUGAUCGUCAGGCCUGGGGGUUUCCCUAUGCAUCAUCUAAUUCAACAAAGAAGUUCACUUAUGUCCCAACCGGCAGUCCAGGAUCGUACCCAAUCGCAAGUUCUUACACCAAGCCUGGCCACACAAACGCCUAUCAUCCAUCAUCCGUCCAUAACCCGGCUCCCAAGUCUGACACCGGCUCAGCUGCUGACCGUUUCGGCAAAUUAGCUCUGGAUCUUGUCACCGAACCAGCUGUUGAGCCCAUCACCGAACCAGCUGUUGAGACCAUCACCGACCUAGCUGCCAAUUAUGUCACCGAGUCAGCUGCUAAACAUGUCACUGAGCCAGCUGUUGAGCCUGUCGCCGACAAGAAUCUCCAGAACCCCGUUGAGUCAAUCCAGACAGCGACUGUUAUAAAGGAAGGCAAAAAGACCAACGACAAUCCUAAUGAAGGAGUUUAG
Messenger RNA from Ilyonectria robusta, 870 nucleotides. RefSeq lists its product as uncharacterized. The transcript has 2 exons. The record is from RefSeq and is a predicted model, not a curated record. Bases 1 to 870 code for a protein of 289 amino acids. Lineage: Eukaryota; Fungi; Ascomycota; Sordariomycetes; Hypocreales; Nectriaceae.